AUGGCAGAACCUGAGGAAACAAACCCAGUCAUCUGGCCGACAAAUGCUCGCCACUAUCGGCCUAUGCUGGACAAUGGCCUCCAUCUCCAGCGAGGCUUUGACGUCUUCGGCAAGAAUUUGUUGUCCGAUGACACUCUUAUUACUGUUCUUGAGGUUGCUGGCAAAGGCGAAGGCAGCAGUGAAUCAAUCCGAGGUCUACUCCUACUCGCUCAUCUCAUCUGUGCGUACCUAGAGUUGGUCGAACAAACUUGGCAUAAGGAGAAUUUUGAAGCCGGCUUAGCAAAACUUCAUCAGGCCAAGGACAAAGACAUGUUCUGCUUGAUCAACAAAUUCCUGGUUCCAGCCCCGAAUACGCCCAUCCGGAAUGAUGCGAACAGGCUCCAGAUCGGGAAGAGCGAGUUGACAAGACUAUUUGCUAAGCUCGAAAUCCCUUAUUCCUUUGCCCUGUGCCUCACACAGUUGCACCUGCCUUACGGAAAUGGCUCUUCCACUGCAUAUAAAGGUACGCACACGCACGGCAAGGUCAGGGCCAGCUACCACGAUACUUGGUACAUACUGCCAGUUCGGGUGCAAUACAAAUGCAGUGACCGGCGUCAGAACCACGCCACCAGUAAUGCGAGGAACAAUCAGAUGGACCCGCUCCAUUUCCUGCACCUCCAAGAUGUGGGCGUCGACAUCCGCAGCUCUCACAUCGCCAUUCUCUCGAGACAUUACCUGGAGGAAGGUGGUCAGAUGACGCUGGUUUUCAACUUCAUGGAUGGCCGCUGGAGCCACGCUGCUGAUGAACCUAGAAAACGAUUGCAUGAAAUCCAUGAAUGGUCCACGCGUGGAGAUGGAGACUUGGAUCCGAAUUCAGUGAAGCAUCAUCCUCUCAACGCUCACUUCAUAUAUUUCACGAGUGCCAUGCGGUGGUGGACAAAUGCCCUGAGCAGCGUCAAUGAACAAUUAAUCGCCUACGAAACCUUGCUUCAAAAUGAGAUCGACGGUGACAUUGACACUCAGGCUACAGAUACCUACUCGCUGGUCAACCAGGCUUUACACGCCAUUGCGGCACAUCUGCAGCGGUACAAUUCAGAGCUGUCGUCUGUACGAGACACAUUGCACGCACUUCAGGAUUACGAGAAGCGAUGCAGAGAUUCAUGUGAAAUGAAUUCAUCAUCGGAUUCCACGGCCACGACCCAUACUGAUUUUGAUACUUCAUCUACGUUUGGCCAAUUGACCACGCACCUAAUGCAAGUGCACACUUUUCAGCACGAACUUUCCGACAAGCUUCAAAAUAUCCUGGCACUGCUUUUCAAUCGCAUCAGCAUCGCAAACGACCGGAUGAUGGUGAUGAACGGAGCAAAGAUGCAUGCUAUUCUUGUUGCCACACAAGAGGAUGCCAAAAUCUCGCGGCAAAUCGCGCUUCAAUCACAAGAGCUGUCAAGGGCUAUGAAGAGGGACAGCGUAGCCAUGAAGACAGCUCUAUUGGCCAUGCCUUUCUUCCAGCAGAGCACCUAUCUCUCUCAUGCUUCUAAAUUCUGGAUCUGGGUGUGA
Molecule: messenger RNA, 1536 nt
Organism: Capronia epimyces CBS 606.96
Lineage: Eukaryota; Fungi; Ascomycota; Eurotiomycetes; Chaetothyriales; Herpotrichiellaceae
Exons: 7
Coding region: 1-1536 (511 amino acids)
Source: RefSeq, a predicted model, not a curated record